UGCCUUAAAACCCCCCCCAUAGAACAGCUAGCUCCCUCUAGAGUUCUGCUCUCACACCCACAUCCUCUCCCCAUUCAGGUGGAAACAGCUGCCUGUUUAGCUCCAGGCUCCAAUGAAACACUUCUGCUGUGCCUCCCUCCUCUCCCCAAGCCAGGGUCUGCCGUCGCCCACCCCGCCCGAGAUGGAGGCAAACGCAGCGGGCGGUGCCGCCGGGGGCGGUGGGGGCAGCGGCAUAGGGGGCGAGGACGGGGUUCACUUCCAGAGCUACCCCUUCGACUUUCUGGAGUUCCUCAACCACCAGCGCUUCGAGCCCAUGGAACUGUACGGGGAGCACGCCAAGGCGGUGGCCGCCCUGCCCUGCGCCCCCGGGCCGCCGCCCCAGCCCCCGCCCCAGCCCCCUCCGCCCCAGUACGACUACCCGCCUCAGGCGACCUUCAAACCCAAGGCGGAGGCGCCGUCCUCGUCCUCGUCCUCCUCGUCGUCGUCCUCGUCGUCGUCGUCCUCGUCGUCGUCCUCCUCGCAGGCCAAGAAGCCCGACCCGCCCCUGCCGCCCGCCUUCGGGCCCCCUCCGCCCCCCCUAUUUGAUGCUGCCUUCCCCGCCCCGCAGUGGGGCAUCGUCGACCUGUCUGGACACCAGCACCUUUUUGGGAACCUGAAACGCGGAGGGCCCGCGACCGGGCCGGGGGUGACCCCGGGGCUGGCCUCUCCCACCGGGACCCCGGGGCCGCUUCCCGCCCCCUCACAGACCCCUCCGGGGCCCGCCGCAGGGGCGGCGGCCUGCGACCCGGCCAAGGACGACAAGGGCUACUUCCGGAGGCUCAAGUACCUGAUGGAGCGGCGCUUCCCCUGCGGCGUGUGUCAGAAGUCCUUCAAGCAGUCCUCGCACCUGGUGCAGCACAUGCUGGUGCACUCAGGCGAGCGGCCCUACGAGUGCGGCGUCUGCGGCCGCACCUACAACCACGUGUCCAGCCUCAUCCGCCACCGCCGCUGCCACAAGGACGUGCCGCCCGCUCCCGGGGGCCCGCCGCAGCCCGGGGCGCCCCUCCCGCCGCUGGGCCUGCCGGGCGUGCCCCCUCCCGCGGCCGGGGGCGGCGAGGGCCCGUUUGCCUGCCCGCUGUGCUGGAAGGUCUUCAAGAAGCCCAGCCACCUCCACCAGCACCAGAUUAUCCACACCGGCGAGAAGCCCUUCUCCUGCUCCGUGUGCAGCAAGAGCUUCAACCGCAGGGAGAGCCUCAAGCGGCACGUGAAGACGCACUCUGCCGACCUCUUGCGCCUGCCAUGCGGCGUCUGCGGGAAGGCCUUCCGCGACGCCGCCUACCUGCUCAAGCACCAGGCGGCCCACGCGGGCGCGGGCGCGGCGGGACCCCGGCCCGUGUACCCCUGCGACCUGUGUGGCAAGUCGUACUCGGCGCCCCAGAGCCUGCUCCGCCACAAGGCGGCGCACGCCCCGCCCGCCACCGCCCCGGACGCGCCCAAGGACGCGGCGGCCGCGGUCGCGCAGCCCCCGCCAGCCUUCCCUGCAGGCCCCUACCUCCUGCCCCCGGACCCUCCGGCCACGGACAGCGAGAAGGCCGCGGCGGCCGCGGCGGCCGUGGUGUAUGGCGCCGUGCCCGUCCCGCUCUUGGGGGCGCACCCGCUGCUGCUCGGCGGGGCUGGCACCAGCGCGGCGGGCGGCGCGGGCGCCAGCGUCCCCGGAAAGACUUUCUGCUGCGGCAUCUGCGGGCGGGGCUUCGGGCGACGCGAGACCCUGAAGCGCCACGAGCGCAUCCACACCGGCGAGAAGCCCCACCAGUGUCCCGUGUGCGGGAAGCGCUUCCGGGAGUCCUUCCACCUGAGCAAGCACCACGUGGUGCACACCCGCGAGCGGCCCUACAAGUGCGAGCUGUGCGGCAAGGUCUUCGGCUACCCGCAGAGCCUCACCCGCCACCGCCAGGUGCACCGCCUCCAACUGCCCUGCGCCCUGGCUGGGGCUGCGGGCCUCCCGGCCACGCAGGGUGCGCCCGCGGCCUGUGGGCCAGGCGCCUCGGCCGCCUCUGCCGGGGCCGCCGAUGCCCUGAGCUAUGCCUGCUCGGACUGCGGCGAACACUUCCCGGAUCUCUUCCACGUGAUGAGCCACAAGGAGGCCCACAUGGCGGAGAAGCCGUACGGCUGCGAUGCCUGCGGCAAGACCUUCGGCUUCAUCGAGAAUCUCAUGUGGCACAAGCUGGUCCACCAGGCUGCCCCCGAGCGCCUGCUCCCGCCCACACCCGGGGGUCCCCAGCCCCCGGAUGGCUCCAGCAGCGCCGACGCGGCCAGCGUGCUGGACAACGGGCUGGCGGGAGAGGUGGGGGCGGCCGUGGCUGCCCUGGCGGGGGUGUCCGGGGGUGACGACGCCAGCGGGACGGCGGUGGCGGGGGGCGGCGGGGGUGCCAGCUCGGGCCCUGAGCGCUUCAGCUGCGCCACGUGUGGCCAGAGCUUCAAACACUUCCUGGGCCUGGUGACUCACAAGUACGUGCACCUGGUGCGGCGGACCCUAGGCUGUGGCCUCUGCGGCCAGAGCUUCGCCGGUGCCUACGACCUGCUCCUGCACCGCCGCAGCCACCGGCAGAAGCGGGGCUUCCGCUGCCCGGUGUGCGGCAAGCGCUUCUGGGAGGCGGCCCUGCUGAUGCGCCACCAGCGCUGCCACACGGAGCAGCGGCCCUACCGGUGCGGCGUGUGUGGCCGAGGCUUCCUGCGCUCCUGGUACCUGCGGCAGCACCGCGUGGUGCACACCGGCGAGCGCGCCUUCAAGUGCGGCGUGUGCGCCAAGCGCUUCGCGCAGUCGUCCAGCCUGGCGGAGCACCGGCGGCUGCACGCCGUGGCCCGGCCCCAGCGCUGUGGCGCCUGCGGCAAGACCUUCCGCUACCGCUCCAACCUGCUGGAGCACCAGCGGCUGCACCUGGGGGAGCGCGCCUACCGUUGCGAGCACUGCGGGAAGGGCUUCUUCUACCUGAGCUCGGUGCUGCGCCACCAGCGCGCCCACGAGCCGCCGCGGCCCGAGCUCCGCUGCCCUGCCUGCCUCAAGGCCUUCAAGGACCCCGGCUACUUCCGUAAACACCUGGCGGCGCACCAGGGCGGACGGCCCUUCCGCUGCUCCUCCUGUGGGGAGGGCUUCGCCAACACCUAUGGCCUCAAGAAACACCGCCUGGCGCACAAAGCCGAGGGCCUCGGGGGACCUGGGGCAGGGGCGGGCGCCUUGGCCGGAAAAGAUGCCUGACCAGGAGGGGGUUCCCAUCCGCCACUCCAAUCAGAUGUCCCCUCUCAACCCCUCCCCUCCUUCUCUCCAGUUGCUGAUCAGACUCUUAACCCCUCCUCGCUGUUGCCCAGCCAUCCUUCAGAACUUCGGACAGACUAGCCUCCUUGCAGGCUCGUGCCGCACAGACUCCGGUCCCGGACGUCUCCGGCCCUCCCCUCAGCCCGUCAGACACUGAACUUGACCCUCCGUCCAACUCCGUUUUGUAACCUUCAUCGGCGCCCCCUCCCCCAGCAGCAUUCUGUCCCCCCCCCGAUAAGCUUUGGUGGAGGAUGUGGCUCUGAACUGCCCUUCCCCAUUCCUUUGGGAUCUGGCUGGAACCGAGUAUGCGUGGAGUUGGGAGGGCACAAGGGGGACUGGGUGCUCUUUUGGAUUGUGGGGGUGGGGGCGGGGUGGUAGACGCGGCUUGUACAGAGCGGAGAAUAAUAAAUCGUAUCAACAGGGCUACCAGAGUCCUUUCUUGUAUCCCAGGGAGAGGGGAUUAAGCGCUGACAAAGUUGAGAACUUUUGUUUCCCAGGGAUUUUGAUUCCCCCACACCCUCUGCCUCACCCUCAGGCUUUCUGCUUUGCCUCAUCCAAAUGACAAUUACUGAGGAUUUACCGUAUCCAAGCUUCAGUCUGCACGUUGGGCAAAGGGAGAUGAACAAGACAGGUAAGUUUCUGUUCUCAGAAACUCACAGUGUGCCUGGACUCCUUCCCCUUUUGAGAUGUUUUUGGCCUUUGUUCGUCUGGCCCACAUUUCCAGAAGCCCUCCCCCACCCCCCCAACGUCUGCUGGGUCCUUCACUGGACACCGGGGAAACAUGAAUUGGACACGCUCCUUGCCCUCAAUGGAGGAGAACCCCUGUGUUCCCGCGUCGCACAGACUCCUCGACCAUCGCACCCAUCUGUCCAGGAUAAUUGGGAGGGGCUUCAAAAGCCCUUCCACGGCGCUCACUUCCGUUGUUGGAACAGCGAGCCAGCUAUGUGCUCUCUGUGUUGUUAUCCCAUCUGUCAGAAGAGGAGGCGGAGGUCCUGGAGAAGAAAGAGGCUCCAGGGACUCCCAGCAAAUCCACAGUAGAACGGGGACUGCAGGCCCAGGGUGCUCAGUGCUGGGACUGGAAGACAAAGCUGGUUCAGGGGGCAUGGCCUGGGCAGGUUCGGCUUGACCCACUCCGGGGCAGCAACCUAGUGUGGCCAACCUAUGGCAAUGCUGAAGACCUGGACUGAGAGAGUCCUUGUGCCAGGGCCCCAGGGUUCAAAAGUCCCACGGACCCAGAGCCACACCACGAAACGUCCACAGGAUUGUCCCUGAGGGCAGAGAGCAUGGAGGAGUCGCUUUGUGAGGCUGGGGGGUAGCCAAGCUCCCUGGAGGAGAAACUAAUAAUGCCUGAACAAUAACAAGCCACAGAAGCUCGCCAGGUAAAGUGGGCACAGAAUUCUGGGUGGAGGGUUGAGUGUGUUUAACUGAACCCAGCUGUUACAGAGAAUUUCAGUGAGGACUAUGGCUGGGAGGUUGGGGGGUGGGGGGGUGGGUGUGGGAGGCUGGAUCCUGAAGGGCUUUGAAUUCCAAACUAGCGCUUGGGUGAUCUUGUAGGCCAGAGGCCGGAAGCUGGCAGCUGUUGGACACAAGCCACUGACAUGCUUUGUUUAGCCCAUGCAUUAAAAAAUUAAUAAUAAAGUUUGACUUAGUUGUCAUUUGAAAA
This is a messenger RNA of Herpailurus yagouaroundi (jaguarundi), 4955 nucleotides long. It is a transcript of the gene ZNF865, whose product is annotated as zinc finger protein 865. The transcript is spliced from 3 exons. Gene Ontology annotation, molecular function: DNA-binding transcription repressor activity, RNA polymerase II-specific; RNA polymerase II cis-regulatory region sequence-specific DNA binding. Lineage: Eukaryota; Metazoa; Chordata; Mammalia; Carnivora; Felidae. The coding region runs from base 113 to 3235 and encodes 1040 amino acids. The record is from RefSeq and is a predicted model, not a curated record. Gene Ontology annotation, biological process: negative regulation of transcription by RNA polymerase II; regulation of cytokine production; regulation of immune system process. Gene Ontology annotation, cellular component: nucleoplasm.